AUGAAAAUAGCAGCGUUCAACAUCCAGAAAUUCGGACGAAAUAAAGUGUCCGAUCCAGAUGUCGUUCGGAUUCUGGUGAAGAUUAUCCAACGCUAUGACAUCAUCGUGAUCUUGGAGGUGGUGGACAUCAGCGGUAUAGCCGUCAAGACCCUCCUGGAUGCGCUCAACACGUCCGACGCAGAUCAUCACUACACUUUAAAGAUCAGCACUCGUCUGGGUCGAUCCCGUUACAAGGAACAGUUCAUGUUCUUAUACAGGGACGACCUGGUAGACCUGGUGGGUUCGUAUCAGUUUGACGACCAGGUGACCGACGGCGGCGACGUCUUCGCCAGAGACCCUUACAUCCUCAGAUUCCGAUGUCAUCACACAGUGUUGAAGGAUCUGGUUCUGAUUCCCGUUCACACCAAACCGGAGGACUCGGAGACGGAGCUGGACGAGCUUUUUGAUGUCUUUCAACAUGUCAAGAAGAAGUGGAGGACAGAUAACGUAAUGAUCUUGGGUGACUUCAAUGCUGAUGGCGCAUACGUUUCCGAGCGUGAUUUGCAGAGUAUCCGCAUCCGCGCCGACAAGAACUUCCACUGGUUGAUCGGAGACGAUGUCGACACCACGGCAAGCACGGGCAACGCCCACACGUACGACAGAAUCGUGGUGUACGGAGACGACAUGCUUCGCGCCAUCGUACCAAACUCCGCCCGACCCUUCAACUUCCAGGAAGCUUUCGGGCUCACCAAUGAGCAGACACUACAGGUGAGCGAUCAUUACCCAGUGGAGGUUGAGUUGAGGUCCCUCACCAAACCACGACAGGAAAAUGAAGGUCUGCUUUUGGAUGGUGACCUACUGGAGUUGAAGCGAGGAAACCUUUUGUUGGAGCGUGAGAAACUCAACCUGGAGAUCCAAAUCCUCCAAAUGAAACUGUCCAAAAUGGAGCAAGGAGGUGAAGAACAACAACUACUGAUGCAGUCGCCACAUCAGCCUCUAACUUCGCCUUGCAAAAUGUUGUGA
Messenger RNA from Nerophis lumbriciformis (worm pipefish), 1002 nucleotides. The record is from RefSeq and is a predicted model, not a curated record. Lineage: Eukaryota; Metazoa; Chordata; Actinopteri; Syngnathiformes; Syngnathidae.